GUUUGAUUAGGGUCUAGUUUUAGGUUAGGUUGAGGUUAGGUGAGGUUUAGGGUUAGGUUAGGGGCCACUUUCAUGGUCAGAUAAAGGGGAGGGAAACACACAUUUCACAGACAGACAGAAGAGGGGAAAUGAAUCCAUGACACAUCAGGUUAUUUUGGUCUGUGGGUUUUGUGUAAAACUGUGAUAAAGAACAAAAAAAAGGUUUCUCAGCAUCAAACCUACCGAUUAUGUUCCUAAUGGUGGAUUAUCCACUUUCUUCUUUUUCAUUCUGUAUCCUCAGCAGGGUGUGACACUGUGCCCACGCCAACUUAAUUGAAUUUAAAUCACAACGUUCUGGCUGUGGGUAAUAAAGUAUAAACCAGGGAUCUAUUUUAAUAUCUUGAGUGCCGUUGAGCCAUGAAGCAACGUGUAAUCAUUCGUAUACAACCUCUGCCGUCCGCACGCACACGACACCACGCUGGUGAAGGUCCACAUCCAGAACUCGACCACAUCCAGACUUGGACCACAUCCAGACCUGGACCCCCUCAGACCGGCUAUCGGAUCAGGGGUGGCUGUGGCCCGUGAGGACUAAUCUAAUACUUUGUGCAGUAAAAUAAACAAUGCUUUCUCAUCGCUGUGAGAUAUGAACCUUCUCUGUAUGGAUAUCGUAAAGUCCCCUCGGUCUCCUGCUGGAACCCCCCAUGUGUCACCUAAACAACUUUACUACCUUACUAGCAUCCACGUUUCUUAUGGCGUGAGUAAAACACUACCCUUGACCAUAGGCUGGGGGAACCCUAACCCUAACCCCCAUGGAAGAGGGAGACCCAACUCUGCCCUCCGGUGUCUCAGUGUGGUACUGCAUCUCACUCACAUUUGAUUAUAUUUUUGCACACAAAAUAGAGUGGCACAUAAAAAAGCUCUCGUUCAACUGACGCUGAUGUAUCCAGAAGUAUUAUUGCAUGUCAGGACAUUAAUAUGUUGGAUUCUGACCAAUAUCCUUCAAAAGUGCCACAUUGGUCUAUUGGUUGAUUGAUGAUGCUAAAGUGCCAGUAUUGGAAAUACAUCAAGAGUUAGAGACUUCAUGAUAGAGUUAUUCUUUUUGAAUAAGACGUUCGACACCAACACCCCACAAACAGACUCCAGAAGUUUUCUGAACCUCCUCAGCUUGAGUGGCUUCAAAACAGAAAGGGAAACUUAACUUAACCCUAACCCUUUAAAUCGACUACCACAAAGCGGCGGACUUGUGAUAAUGUUUCAACACAAAAGACAGAACAGAGGGAUCAGGUCGUCUACCCAGGACCCGAUCACAGGUCCAAACUCAAGACAAUACCUAAACCCGCUAUCUGCAGCUCCUCAGAAGACCAGUUCCUCACCAAAAAAACCCAAGACCAGGUCUAAACCAAAGACCGGGUCUAAACCAAAGACCAGGUCUAAACCAAAGACCAGGUCUAAAUCCAAGACCAGGUCUAAACCCAAGACCAGAUCCUAACCCAAGACCAGAUCCUAACCCAAGACAGGAGCAGCUUCACAGGAGAUCAGGAGGAUAGAAGGAAAGAGAGGAGAGAAGAGGUGGAGGAAGAAACAAACAGCAGGAGGGGCGGGGUCCAGCCGUAGUCAUGGUGACGACGCGGCACCCCCUCAUUAAAGACCAUGACAUCAGAGUGGGGCGGAGCCUCGGAGCCUGGACCUCUGUGGGAUGGAGAGGACCAGGGUAUAAAGACCUGCAGCCCAGAGGCCCAGGAAGCAGCAGCAGGAGGUCUGAGCAAAGACGUCUUCACACUCUAGGAUUUAACCCGGGACAGCAGCCUCCCGACCGCCCCUCUGUUCUCUGGAGCGUGAACCUAAGGUUUAGCGUCCCAUCAUGGAUCUCCGCGUUACCAGCGUUCUGUUCGUCCUGCUCGCUCUCGUCGCAGCGACCCCCGAUCGGCACUACCAACACGCCAGGGUCACCAAGAGCUACCCCGUCAAGGGCCACCAGGUUAAGGCCAUGCAGGUCAAGAGCCAGGUUGGUGCCCAGGGCCUUCCCGGUGAGCCAGGCCCCAUGGGCCCCUCUGGACCCCCUGGUGAGGCCGGCCACGGGUACCAGGGACCCGCCGGCCCCCCCGGCGCCCCCGGGAGCCCGGGCCGUUCUCAGGCUGGCAAACCCGGAACCCCCGGGAGCCCCGGGAAACCAGGAAGCAACGGGGCCCCAGGCCUCCAGGGUGAGCCCGGGUCCCACGGGGCCAUGGGCCCCCGAGGGUCGCCAGGGUCCUCCGGGAUCCCGGGACCCGCUGGGUUGACCGCCUCGGGCAAACCCGGCCCCCACGGCCUGCCUGGGUCCAAUGGGGCCCGUGGAGAGACCGGUCUGAAGGGACACCCCGGCAUCCCCGGCCUCCCCGGCCUGAAGGGAGAGAGAGGCCACGGGUCGGUCGGACCCCAGGGCGCCCCCGGCGCAGGAGGCCCUCAGGGGCCCUCCGGCAUGCCCGGCUUACCCGGAGUCGGCAAGCCCGGAGCCUCCGGGUACCCCGGCGAAUCAGGGAAGGGCGGCAGCCCGGGAAGAGACGGCGCCCCGGGAGCGAUGGGCAUGCAGGGGCCCAAGGGCCACACCGGGGCCCCCGGCAUGGGAGAGGUCGGCAAGCCUGGUCAGAACGGCUCGCCCGGUCUGCCAGGGUCCCACGGGCAGAAGGGGCCUCAGGGGCCCUCCGGACAGCCCGGCGCCCCCGGCAUUCCCGGUAACGGUAAACCAGGAACCCCCGGGAACCCGGGCAUCAGGGGGUCCCCCGGUACCUCCGGCACCACGGGACAGAAGGGAGAGCCCGGCCACACCGGGUACACAGGCCAGCCCGGCGGCCUCGGCGCCAUCGGCCCCGUCGGCCCCCAGGGGGCCAGAGGGUUCCAGGGAGAGACCGGCGCUGUGGGACCCAAGGGCGACCUCGGGUUGGUGGGCGAGCCAGGGUCCAAGGGGACCAAGGGCGACCAAGGUGCUCAGGGAUUCACAGGUAAGGCUGGAGCCCCAGGGCUGACUGGUCCAGGGGGAGCUACUGGUCACACUGGUCCCCAGGGCCCCAAAGGAGUCCAGGGACACGGCGGGUCCCCAGGCAGCCCCGGCUCCAACGGUGCCCCCGGGCCAAAGGGCCACACCGGACACUCCGGACCCCCUGGGAAGAGCGGCGAGAACGGAGCUCCAGGCGGCAGAGGGCUCGGCGGUCCUCCCGGCAUCACCGGCCCCGCCGGAGCCAAGGGCCACCCCGGCCACCCCGGCCAGCCCGGCCCCGCCGGCUUGACGGCUAAGGGGGUCAGCGGCCCCAUGGGGCCCCCUGGAAACACGGGAGCCCGUGGCCAUGACGGGCUCCCCGGAGCCGCCGGAAGGCCCGGCCCCCCCGGCCCCCCAGGAGAGAUGGCCUACCACCACGAGAAGGCCAUGCCCAUGAAGGCCGAGGAGUACGUGAUGCCCCACGAGAUGAAGGCCCCCAUGUCGGCCUUCAGCGCCGUGCUGACCACUGCCUACCCCACCGCCGGCCAGCCCAUCGCGUUCAACCAGGUGCUGUACAACGGGGAGAACCACUACGACGCCCACAGCGGGGUCUUCUCCUGCCAGGUGCCCGGUCUCUACUACUUCUCCUACCACAUGCACGUGAACGGCGCCAACGCCCUGGUGGCGCUCUACCACAACGAGGAGCCCGUCCUCUUCUCCUACGACGAGUACAACAAGGGCUUCCUGGACCAGCUGUCCGGCAGCACCGUGCUGCAGCUGCAGGUCCACGACCGGGUCUUCAUCCAGGUCCCGGACGAGGAGAGCAACGGCGUGUUCGCGGCGGACAACGUGCACUGCUCCUUCUCCGGGUUCCUGAUCGCCUCCACGUGAUUCCCCCCUCCCUGACCUCCACCAACCUCGACGGGUGAGGAGCUGCUCCGUGGAACAGCUCGGUCCAAAAUAGGAGGGAAAAAUGCAUUUGGAAUUCUUGAAAAAAAUAUCUAAUAUGGCUAAAAUUUGACCAAAAAUUAACCUGUUUCCGGUGGUUCAUAUUGUUCCUGUAUCCCCGAGUAGAGAUUGGGCCAGAGCGAGUUUAGGAAUAACCAAUCAGAAGAUCAGAAUAGAAAUGGUGCUCUCCAACUUCCUGUAACAUUUACAGCAAACCUUUAAGUGUAUGUUAUUGUAUGUCGUCAAAAUGUUGUACCUGUAAUUGACAUGGAAAUAAAUGUGCUGUAUUUGAGACUGA
Molecule: messenger RNA, 4178 nt
Organism: Gadus morhua (Atlantic cod)
Lineage: Eukaryota; Metazoa; Chordata; Actinopteri; Gadiformes; Gadidae
Gene: col10a1b
Product: collagen, type X, alpha 1b
Exons: 3
Coding region: 1841-3823 (660 amino acids)
Molecular function (GO): protein binding
Source: RefSeq, a predicted model, not a curated record